Messenger RNA from Drosophila serrata, 1026 nucleotides. RefSeq names its product obstructor-J (gene obst-J). Lineage: Eukaryota; Metazoa; Arthropoda; Insecta; Diptera; Drosophilidae. Gene Ontology annotation, molecular function: chitin binding. Gene Ontology annotation, cellular component: extracellular region. The record is from RefSeq and is a predicted model, not a curated record.
AUGGAAAAUCAACUUCUAUUAAUUGGCCUUCUGCUGGCCGUCAGCGUAGUGGAAUCGCUCAUUGCGGAGCCGGAUAUCGCAGCUCUUUGCCAGAUUUCCGAGCCCUGGCAAAUGCUACCACACGAGCAUCAAUGCCAGAGGUUCUAUGUCUGCACCGGUGACCAGGAAGUACCCUUCCAGGAGUUUAGCUGUCCAGCGGAAUACCAUUUUAGCAGGGAACUGAAGAUAUGCUUGCCCGGCGCUUGCUCUGAUGAUCACUCCACCCCCACUUGUGACACAAUAAACCAUGUUGAACGAGUUUCAGACGAUUGCUCGCUCUACAAGCAAUGCUUGUCCGGCGGUGCCUAUGCUGUGGCCAAGUGUUCUGCCGGAAACUACUUUGAUCCAAACCGAAAAGCCUGCCUUCCCGUAACCGUGACGGCCGCUCAUCAGUGCAGCUGUGUGCUGCCGGAUAACUCCACCUUGGCCAACCCUAAUGACUGCGAGACCUACUUCCGCUGCCAGUCGGGAGAGGCUGUGUUGCAGCAAUGCACCCCCGGGGAUUACUUUGAGGCAAAAGUGGGCUCCUGUUUGCCAGAUCACACGGGCAUCUGCUUAGAGAAGCCCACAAUGCCGCCGCAGUUGAUGCUGUCCGAGAAGGCUCUGGCUUUGGACGAAUGCAUACGAACAGGAAGUCGUCUGGCGCCACAUAGUCGUGACUGUCAGAGAUACUAUAUUUGUGCCAGGAUGAGGGUGAUUGAAAUGCGCUGUCCCCGAGAUCAGUACUUUGAUGUGGUGCAUCGUUUGUGCAGUCUUGAUCGGCAAAGCGAAUGCAACAUUUCCACAAAGGUGGAAAACAAAGAGGUGAAGCCGAAUAAGGAGGAGCAAGAAAUGGAAGUUAAUGUAAAGGAGUUGGAGCAAGAGUCGUCUGAAGAUCUAAGCUUGCCAGCAUUAGAGGUCAAUGCCAAGCAGCCGCCGCAUCCGCUACAUGAACGGGAAGGAGUUAGCAACUACGACAAGUUUUCGUCAAAGUUCGUCUCGCUAUAA